Messenger RNA from Exaiptasia diaphana, 1024 nucleotides. RefSeq names its product glutathione S-transferase. Gene Ontology annotation, biological process: glutathione metabolic process. Gene Ontology annotation, molecular function: glutathione transferase activity. NCBI's taxonomy places the organism in Eukaryota, Metazoa, Cnidaria, Anthozoa, Actiniaria, Aiptasiidae. The record is from RefSeq and is a predicted model, not a curated record.
UUAACAAGACCACAAACASACCAACUCCAGGUUCCAAUUCAGCUUGGGUUUUGACCUUGGUAGCCUAACCAGUUGUCUAAUAGCACGCCUCGGCGAUAUCCCAACUGAAUUCAGGAUGCCUAAGUACGUACUGCAUUAUUUCAAUGUUAGAGGUCGAGCUGAACCCACAAGACUYUGCUUCGCAGCUGCUGGGAUUGAGUAUGAAGACAUACGACACACGAGAGAUGAAUGGCAGGCCAUGAAGAAAGAAGACGGCUCGACACCUUUGGGGCAGCUUCCAAUGAUGGUUGUUGAUGGAGAGAAGUUCUCACAGUCCAUGGCUAUCUUCAGAUACACUGCAAGGGAAACUGGUCUUUGUCCUUCUGAAAGCCUCCAAAUUGCUAAGUGUGACAUGAUCGUUGAUACUGAAAACGACCUCGCAGCCAAGCGCAUCAAGUAUUAUUACGAGAAAGAUGAGAAACUUAAGUGUGACACUCUUUUGGAAGACGGCUCGACACCUUUGGGGCAGCUUCCAAUGAUGGUUGUUGAUGGGGAGAAGUUCUCACAGUCCAUGGCUAUUUUCAGAUACACUGCAAGGGAAACUGGUCUUUGUCCUUCUGAAAGCCUCCAAAUUGCUAAGUGUGACAUGAUCGUUGAUACUGAAAACGACCUCGCAGCCAAGCGCAUCAAGUAUUAUUACGAGAAAGAUGAGAAACUUAAGCAAUCCUUGAAGGACGAGUAUGAAAAAACGCAUCUACCAGACUUUUUUUCUAAAAUGGAAARCUUGCUGAAAAUGAAUAAAGAUUGACAUUUGCUGAUAUCAUUGUAUUCAACAUCUGUUCCAACCACUUGUCAAUUGUAAGUGGGUUCCCUGUGUUGCAAGGUCACCAUGACCGCAUCAGGGACAUCCCUGGUAUCAAGUCUUGGUUACAAAAAAGACCUCAAACUGAACUCUGAUUGGUGGAGCGUUCCAAGCUAACUACUCUAAAAUUGCUUUAUUAUAAACAAUGUAAUAAAGGACUACUCCACUUCAACACUUUGAAAA